This is a messenger RNA of Dendrobium catenatum, 3924 nucleotides long. Its product is annotated as kinesin-like protein KIN-5A. Gene Ontology annotation, biological process: microtubule-based movement. The transcript is spliced from 22 exons. The record is from RefSeq and is a predicted model, not a curated record. Gene Ontology annotation, molecular function: ATP binding; plus-end-directed microtubule motor activity; microtubule binding. Lineage: Eukaryota; Viridiplantae; Streptophyta; Magnoliopsida; Asparagales; Orchidaceae. The coding region runs from base 1 to 3123 and encodes 1040 amino acids.
AUGGCGAUGAAGAACCACAUUGGAGGCAUCAGAAAAGCAGAAAAGACUGAAUCAAUAUCAGAUUGUAAGCCUUCAGGUUUCAAUUUCUACUCUGAUUUCAACGACGGCCACCGGCCGCCGGCGGCAAUUCCCUGUGACUUUCCUCUUCACUGCCUUUUCAUCCUUCUUCCUCCAUCAACGCGCUAUCUAAAGGAAAUGGAGGGCAUUCAGAGGAAAAUAGGAGAGAUGCCUAUGAAUCUCUCUUAUUCUUCUUGCAACAGAAAUGACAAGGAAAAAGAUCUCAACGUUCAAGUUGUUCUCCGGUGCAGACCAUUGAGUGAGGAAGAAGCAAUUUGCCGCAUGCCGACCGUUAUAUCCUGCAAUGAGUUAAGGGGAGAAGUCUUGGCAAUCCAGAAGAUUGGAAACAAGCAGAUCGAUAGAACUUUUGUGUUUGAUAAGGUUUUUGGCCCCACAGCCAAACAAAUGGACUUAUUCUCUCAGUCUAUCUCUCCUAUGGUUAGCGAAGUUCUCCAAGGCUUUAACUGCACAAUUUUUGCUUACGGGCAGACUGGCUCAGGAAAGACUUACACCAUGGAAGGAGAGAAAAAGACAAAGAACGGGGAAUUCUCCAGUGACGCAGGUGUAAUUCCAAGGUCAGUUCAGCAAAUUUUUGAAGAACUUGAAGCAGAAUUCACAGAAUACAGUAUGAAAGUUUCUCUUCUAGAGAUUUAUAAUGAGGAAAUAAUAGAUCUUCUGGCUCCUGAUGAGUGGGAGUCAUCAGAUGAUAAGUUGACGAAACCUAUAGCUCUAAUGGAAGAUGGAAAAGGAGGUGUCUUUGUGAAAGGAAUGGAAGAGGAGAUAGUCCGUUCUGCGGAUGAAAUAUACAGAAUAUUAGACAAAACUAGCGCAAGAAGGCAGACUGUUGAAACACUACUAAACAAGCGAAGCAGUCGUUCUCACUCCAUAUUUUCAAUCACAAUUCACCUCAAAAAGUUUACUCAAGAAGGAGAAGAAGUGAUCAAAACUGGAAAGCUCAAUCUUGUGGAUUUAGCUGGUUCAGUGAAUGUUUUAAGAUCAGGUUCUGUAGAGGGCAGAGCAAGAGAAGCUGGAGAGAUAAAUAGAAGUUUGCUUACACUUGGUCGUGUUAUUAACGCACUUGUUGAGGAAUCCAGCCAUAUUCCUUACAGAGAUAGUAAGUUGACAAGAUUGUUGAGGGAUUCCUUGGGAGGAAAAACCAAGGCUUGCAUCAUUGCAAACAUUUCACCUUCGAUUCAGUGUUUGGAAGAGACACUUAGCACAUUAGAAUAUGCUCAUCGUGCAAGAAGUAUCAAGAAUAAACCAGAGAUCAAUCAAAAAAUUAUGAAAUCUGUACUGAUGAAGGAUUUAUACUGUGAGAUUGAUCGUCUUAAAAAAGAAGUAAUUACUACAAGAGAGAAAAAAGACAUGUAUAUUCCGGGGAAUAUCUUCCUUCAAGAAGGAGAAAAGAAGGACAUGGCCGAGAAAAUGGAGCACAUACAAGUAGAAUUGGAGUCCAAAGAUAAGCAAUUAAUUGUGCUUCAAGAACUCCAUGAUUCUCAACAACAUUUGACUGCAGAGUUAAUUGAAAAAAUUGAAAAUAGUCAGAAUAAAUUGAAAGGAUGUGAAAAGGUGAUACUCGAUCAAGAAGAACAAUAUCAAAAGGCAAAGUACGCAAUAAGAGAAAAAGAGCAUUUGAUAAUGCAGAUGCUUCAUUCAGAGAGAGUACUUGUUGAGCACGCCAAUUGUCUUAGAUCUGAGCUAGAUUUUGCUGCUUCUGAUAGGUCUGAAUUAUUCUGUAAAAUCGAACAUAAAGAUAAUAUAGCAGAGAGGAACCAAAUCAUUGUGCAGAGGUUUCAAUCGCAGUUGACUGAACAGCUUCAUACUAUGCAUAAAACUGUCUCAACUUCUGUGAUGCAACAAAAGAACCAACUAAAAGAAAUAGAAGAAGACAUGCAAUCAUUUAUAUCUGUGAAGGCUGUGGCUACUAAAGAACUUGAAGGAUUGGUUGAUAAAUUGAAAGAUCUUUAUCAAUCUGAUAUUACAACAUUGGAUGGUUUGGCAGGAGAACUAGAUCACAAUUCUCAAGUAACUUUUGGGAAAUUGUAUUCACAAGUACUAACACAUUCUACUUCUCUAGAUGAUUGCUUUAAAAGAAUUGCAUUCGAGGCAGAUUAUUUGCUUAAAGAUCUUCAAAAUAACCUCUCAAAACAAAAAUUCAAACUGACCGAUUUUGUACAGCUGCAACAUGAGAGAAAUUUAAGAACUGUGGAGGCAACACGUGCCAUUUCAGAUACUGUCAGUAGUUAUUUCCAUAAUGUAGAAGUUCUUAUAUCUAGAUUGAGCAAAAUCUUGGAAGAAACAAAGACUUCACAGUACCAACAAUUAAGUGAGCUGGAGAGGAAGUUCGAGGAGUGUGCCGAUUAUGAAGAAAACCGAUUGGUAAAGAAGGUGGUGCAGAUGCUGAUGACUUCAAAAACAAAGCAGAAAAAGCUGGUUCAAGCAGCAUUUGACAUUCUUAGAGAAAGUGCUGCUGAUAGAGCAACUAAUCUACAAAAAGAAAUAUCUAAUGCUCAAAAUUUAACAUCAUUGACUAAAGAGCAAUGGAAGCUUUACAUGGAGGAAACUGAAAAUAAUUACCAAGAGGAUAUUGUUGCAGUGGAAAGCAGAAGAUGCAGCUUGGAAGAAGGUCUGAAAGAUUGCAUACAAAAGGCUGAAAUGGAUUCACUACUAUGGGAAAAUGCUCAGGAUUGCUUGUUGAGCUUGGGGAGAGCGACCAUAUCAUCAAUGGAAUCGAUUGUAAGGAAUGGAAUGGAGGUCAAUCAGCUACUACGAGCUAACUUUUCUUCUACAGCCACAACUUCACUUGAGGACUUUGAUGUUUGCAGCAAGAAUCUUCAUUCCUCGUUUAACUGUUAUCUGAAACUUCACAAUGAUGCAUCUGAGAACAUCAAUUCCAUCAUCAUUCCAUCUCUUAAGGACAUUUGGGAUCUAAAGAAUGGACACUACCACAAGAUUGUUGAGAUCACAGAUUGUGCUGAUAAGUGCUUGGAACAGGAGUACAUGGUAAGCAUAUUAACUACACAUCAUUUGUUUCGGUUUCAAGGUUAUGAUGGAUCAACAAAUUGAGGUAAAAUAUAUAAUAUGCCAUUAAUCUUUUCGUGAAUAUGAAUUUUUGGUAGUAAGAAAAUCAUUAAUAUUUAAAUGAUAGAAAUGAGAAUUUUAAAAUGAACAUGUGCAAAAUUAGAAAAAAUAGAUUGAGUUUUGUUAUACCAAAUGGAUGAUCAAAGUUAUUAUGACUUUGUUUGGGACAGCUUUUUUACUGCCUCUUGAACUAACUUUUUAGUAUAAAAAUUAAAAAUUUUGUAUUAAAAAUUUGCUUUAAGAAGUAGUAAGAAAGCCAUCCCAAACGAAGCCUAUAUAUAUUGAAGAUAAGGUAUUGAAAAAUAAGAUUAUGUGAUUUAGACAUGUAUAGUGAAGAGUGAAAAUGAAUUAAUAAGAUGGGUCGGCAAAAUUAAUGUCAAAGGACUAGAAAAGAUAAGAAAGUAAAGAAUACCGGCUGGUGAUGACUAAUGAAAAUUAAGAUUCUAAUAUCAGUUGUAAAUUGCACAGGUGGAUGCAUGACAUAUCUUUUUCAGCACUAAGAAAGAGGCGAAUCAACUUGCCCAUUGUGUCAUUGACAUUGGAGCUGAGAACAACUGACUUUGAAGAGCUCUUUGAAGGUUCUGGGAAUGUAAGUCUUUAUGUAAAAGCCUUGAAAGAUUCUAGAGUUCUCCUAACUACAAGAAAUUGAGAGAGAGUUCUACUUGAUUCAUUACUGAGAGUAUGUACAGAUUGCAGAACUUCAGACACAAGAGAAAGGGUCAUGAGGCCAUUUUGUGACAUAUUUUUUGAAUAAAAUUGGCGUGAGAUAGUUUUUCCACUUGAUUA